Messenger RNA from Tripterygium wilfordii, 2604 nucleotides. Its product is annotated as probable metal-nicotianamine transporter YSL7. Gene Ontology annotation, cellular component: membrane. NCBI's taxonomy places the organism in Eukaryota, Viridiplantae, Streptophyta, Magnoliopsida, Celastrales, Celastraceae. Bases 282 to 2369 code for a protein of 695 amino acids. The transcript is spliced from 6 exons. The record is from RefSeq and is a predicted model, not a curated record. Gene Ontology annotation, molecular function: oligopeptide transmembrane transporter activity.
UGUAUGAAACAGUUGCACACUUUGCACUAAAAACUCUCUCAAUCCUUAAAUAAAAAGUUUUCAACUUUUGAAUGAUACCCCAUAUAUUUGGGUUUUUGUGAAUCAGUAAUAGCUGGCAAUUUAUUGGUACCCUUUUUAAGCAAGUCAGCAACUGCUAGGAUCCUCGAGGGAUUCGGAUUCGGAGAGAGACCGAGUACAAAUACCUCAUAACAAGGUUGAGAAGAUCAAGAGUUUCACAGAGAGAUCCAAAAACUGAGAGAGAGAGAGAGAGAGAGAGAGCUAUGGAGAGGAGGAGGCAUGGAGAACAAGAUUUGGAGAGAAACACGGUGGAUGGAAUCGAUGGAGGAGGAGGAGGAGGAAAAGGAGGGCGGAUAAUGGUGGAGGAUGCGUUUAAGGGCACAGAGAUUCCUUCAUGGACAAAGCAGAUCACUUUAAGGGCAAUGGUCACAAGCUUUGUGUUAAGCAUUGUGUUCAAUUUCAUUGUGUGUAAGCUUAAUCUGACAACUGGUGUUAUACCCUCUCUCAACGUUGCUGCUGGUCUAUUGGGUUUCGCAAUCCUCAAGUCUUGGACUACUUUUCUUGGGAAAGUUGGGUUCUUGAAACAGCCCUUCACAAGGCAGGAAAACACUGUCAUCCAAACAUGUGUCGUUGCCUCUUCUGGGAUUGCUUUUAGCAGUGGUACUGCUUCUUACUUGCUGGGCAUGAGUCCAAAGGUCGCGGCGCAAUUGGAUGAAGGAAACACCCCAAAUAAUGUGAAGGCACUCUCCCUUGGUUGGAUGUAUGGAUUUCUGGCUGUUGUCAGCUUUGUUGGCUUGUUUUCCAUUGUGCCCCUCAGAAAGAUGAUGAUCCUCAAGUACAAGUUGACUUAUCCUAGUGGAACAGCAACUGCAUACCUAAUCAACAGUUUCCAUACACCCAAAGGAGCCAAGCUAGCAAAGAAGCAAGUGUUUAUGCUGUUUAAGACCUUUGCUAUUAGCUUUCUGUUUGCGUUUUUCCAAUGGUUCUUUACGGCUAGCGAUGACUGUGGAUUUGCUAGCUUCCCUACUUUUGGUCUACAAGCUUAUGCCCAUAGGUUCUACUUUGAUUUCUCAUCAACAUAUGUUGGGGUUGGAAUGAUAUGCCCUUACAUGGUAAACGUUUCUUUGCUUCUUGGAGCUGUUAUCUCAUGGGGAAUCAUGUGGCCAUUGAUUCAGAAAAAGGAAGGUAGCUGGUAUAAAGCUGGCUUAGGUGGUAGCAGUCUCCAUGGCAUCCAAGGAUACAGGGUUUUUAUCGCUAUUGCUACGAUGCUUGGUGAUGGUCUAUACCAUGCAGUAUCGAUGUUAAUCAAAACAUUAUUCAGUCUUGCAACUCAAAAAUCCAGUGAGAAUACCGUUAAUCCUCAAUUUUCAGACCAUAGCACUGAGAUAGUAAACUAUGAUGAACAAAGAAGAACUGAGUACUUCUUGAAGGACCAGAUACCAAUAUGGGCAGCUGGUCUAGGGUACCUUGUUCUUGUUUUGAUUUGCGUAUUCGUUGUGCCGACAAUUUUCCCUGGAUUAAAAUGGUAUCACAUAUUGGUUGCUUAUGCAAUUGCUCCAGUUCUAGCCUUCUGCAAUGCCUAUGGAUGUGGCCUCUCUGAUUGGUCUCUCGCCUCCAACUAUGGAAAGUUUGCAAUCAUCAUUUUCAGUGCUUGGGUUGGACUCGAGCAUGGUGGUGUUCUUGCUGGUCUCGCUGCUUGUGGUGUGAUGAUGAGCAUUGUUUCCACAGCAUCUGAUCUAAUGCAAGACUUCAAGACAGGAUAUCUAACCCUUUCGUCCCCUCGCUCUAUGUUCUUUAGCCAAGUUUGUGGUACUGCAAUGGGUGUUAUUCAAACACCUAUAGUCUUCUGGAUAUUCUACAAAGCUUAUCCGAUUGGAGACCCCAACGGUACCUAUCCAGCACCCUACGGACAAAUUUAUCGUGGCAUUGCCCUUCUUGGAGUAGAGGGUGUCUCAAAGCUUCCAAAGAAUUGCCUUGCACUAUCGAUUGGAUUCUUCUUUGGUGCCAUUGUUAUCAACCUUGUUCGCGAUAUUUUACAGCGCUAUGAAACCAAAUACAAGCUCUAUAGGUUUGUUCCUAGUCCUAUGUGUUUGGCUAUUCCAUUCUACCUUGGUGGGUACUUUGCCAUUGACAUGUGUGUUGGGAGUCUGAUUCUAUUUCUGUGGGAGUAUAAGAACAAACAGAAGGCCACUGACUUUGCACCAGCGGUGGCGUCGGGGCUGAUUUGUGGUGAUUCUUUGUGGGGAAUUCCUGCUGCUGUACUCUCCCUGUUAAAUAUUCAGCCUCCUCUCUGCAUGAAGUUCUUAUCUCGAUCGGUUAACGCCAAGGUUGAUGGCUUCUUGAGUGGUUAAUUAGUAAUACUGCUACUCUUGGUUUGGUAUGGUUUUUGUAAAAUACAGCUUAUGGUUUCUUCUGCUGUUGUUUGCUUCUAUGUAUUGGAUUUUCUGGGUUUGCUUAAAAUGAAGGAUUGAUAGCAGGAAAGUUUAUUUAUGUUCAAGAAGUUGUAAAUCAGUUGGUUUUCCUUCACACUCUUCAUCUAAUUUCAUAGUUUGUGAUGCUUUUGUCAAUGCCAAAGAAUUAUUUAUA